AUGGUUUUUAACUUAGAGGAUUUUUUAAAUGCACCAGAUGCGCGGUUACUUCAAACACUUAAGAAAGAUGAACUGUUUGAAUUUGUGUCAAAGUUUCACUUGAAUGUAAAGCGCAGUGCUCGGAAAAUAGAAAUCAAAAAUGUUGUGGUUCAGUAUUUAGUUCAGAGAGGUAUUUUAGAUGAUAGUGCAUUGUCAUUGGUUGAAGAUUUGAAAUCUAGUGAAAUUGAAAAGAGAAAUUUUGAAUAUGAAUUAGAAUUCAAGAAAUUAGAAAUUGAACAAGAGAGAGAAAGGCAGGCAUUUGAAAGAGAAAAGAGAGAAUAUGAAAAAGAGAAAAGUGCGCAAGAUCGAGAACACGAGUUACAAAUUAAGAAAUUAGAAUUUGAAACGCAGAAGUUGAAACAUGAGUUGGAAGCUGAAGCUAAGGCUAAAUCAAAAUCUGACUUUGAUGUGACAAAGAACAUAAGACUUGUCCCUAAGUUUCAAGAGAAAGAUGUUGACAAAUAUUUUAUUCAUUUUGAGAAAAUAGCAGAAAAUUUGAAAUGGCCAAAAGAAUUCUGGCCACUAUUGUUACAGAGUGCAUUUGUUGGGAAAGCGAGGGAAGUCUACAGUGCAUUGUCACUUCAACAAAGUACAGAUUAUGAUGUUAUUAAGAAAAAUGUCUUAAAAGCAUAUGAACUUGUACCAGAAGCCUACAGACAGAAAUUUAGAAAUUACAAGAAAUUCAAUGAACAGACUCAUGUUGAAUUUGCAAGAGAGAAACAGAAUAUGUUUGAGAGAUGGUGCACUUCUAAAAAUGUUGGAUCAAACUUUGAAAGGUUGAAACAGGUCAUUUUGAUUGAGGAAUUCAAAAAUUGUAUUCAUCCUGAAAUUAGAACAUAUUUAGAUGAACAGAAGGUUGAGACUCUUGAGCAAGCUGCGACUGCGGCUGAUGAUUAUGCACUAACACAUAAGGUAUCUUUUGUAAAACUCAGUACUAGUCAACAGAAGAUGACCAGCUAUGACAGUUCUCGAGGGGGACCAGACACUUCACAGGUAACUCAACCUAAGAUGGCGUACUCUGAGAUCAAAGGUAGGGACAAGAAUAACGAAACCUUAAAGCAGGUGCACAUUUGUAAUUAUUGCAAAAAGAAGGGUCACAUUAAGUCUGAAUGUUGGGCAUUACAGAGGAAAAAACCUGUAAGUAAUGAUAGUAAGCCAAGUCCCACUGCUCUUACAUCUGUCCAAGGUAAGGUUUCCUGUAGUCAGUUUGAGAACACUGCUGUUAAGUCUGUCAAGCCAGAGUCUGAUGUUCUUAGAGAGGAAUUUAAGCCUUUUGUAUUUCAUGGUUUAGUGUCGGUGGGUACCGACUCACACCCUAUAAGAAUUUUAAGGGAUACAGGUGCUUCUCAGUCUUUGUUACUAGAGGGCGUGUUGCCACUGUCUGAGAAGACACAUACUGGUUCUGAAGUGCUGAUUCAAGGUGUAGAAUUAGGACUUAUGAAAGUUCCUCUUCAUGUUAUAGACUUGAAGUCAGAUUUAGUCUCUGGGUCUGUGGUCGUAGGUGUUAGACCUACUUUACCUGUUAAGGGAGUUUCUCUUUUGUUAGGUAAUGAUUUAGCUGGGGGUAGGAUGGUACCUGACCCAAUAAUUUGUGAAAAGCCUAGUCUUAUAGGAGAGAUAGAGGAGGAGAAUAAAGAGUUAUUUCCUUCAUGUGCUAUUACAAGGGCUAUGGCUAAGAAACUAGGACAUGCUGAACAGACGGUAAGUCAGAAGUUAGAUACAGGGAAGGACUUGUCUAUAGAUCUUGAUGAGACAUUUUUGUCAGCUGUGUUAGAUUCAGAAAGUCACAUUUCCUCAGAGGAUCAGCAGUCUAAAGGUGAUGUAUUUGGUUUACAGGAAAUGUUAGACAACACACCUCUUACUAGAGAUAAAUUGAUAUCUGAACAAGAGUCAGAUGUUGAAUUACAAGGUCUCAUUGAACAGGCUUUGUCUCCAGAGGAGGCAGAGAAGGUCCCUGUUUGUUAUUAUAAGAAUCAGGGUGUACUCAUGAGAAAAUGGCGUCCCCCUGAUGCUUCAGUAGAGGAUGAGUGGCAAAUCCACCAUCAUAUUGUAGUACCUAGGGCAUAUCGGAGAACAGUUAUAGGUCUGGCCCAUGACACACCAAUGUCGGGUCAUUUGGGGGUCACAAAGACCUAUCAUAAAGCAUUGACUCACUUCUUCUGGCCUAAGAUGAGAAGGGAUAUAGUUGACUAUUGUAGGUCAUGUCAUGUCUGCCAAGUAGUGGGAAAACCUAAUCAAAAAAUCCCUCCUGCUGCUUUAAAGCCUAUCCCUGCUUUUGAUGAACCAUUUACCAAGGUCAUUAUAGACUGUGUGGGUCCCUUACCUAAAACCAAAGCUGGUAAUCAGUACUUGUUGACAAUAAUGUGUGCAUCGACACGCUUCCCUGAAGCAAUUCCCCUGCGAAACAUAAAGUCUAGAACCAUUGUCAAUGCUUUGAACAAGUUUUUCACCAAAUUUGGUUUGCCCCAGUCAGUACAGUCUGAUCAAGGUUCCAAUUUCACAUCCAAGGUCUUUAAACAGGUAAUGCAGGAGUUAGGGGUUAAGCACCAUACAUCCAGUGCAUACCAUCCGGAGUCCCAGGGGGCUCUUGAGAGGGAUGCAAAACAAGAAUCACUAGGUUUUAGUCCCUUUGAACUUGUAUAUGGUCACACUGUGAGAGGACCAUUGAAAUUGCUGAAAGAGAAAUGGUUGGUUGAAGAGAUUGAGACAAAUCUAUUAGAUUAUGUAGCAAAGUUCAAAGAGAGGCUCAGUCAGACUUGGACGCUAGCCAGAGAGAAUCUAAAGGUAAGUCAAGACAAAAUGAAAACCUGGUAUGACAAACGUACAAAAACUAGAACAUUUAAGUCAGGAGACAAAGUCCUUGUCUUGCUACCAAUUCCAGGUCAGCCUUUACGUGCUAAAUACUUUGGCCCAUUUGAAGUUGAACGCAAGGUCAAUGACUUGAAUUACAUUAUUAAGACACCAGGUCGACGCAAGAGCAAACAGCUCUGCCACAUCAACAUGAUCAAACAGUAUCAUGACCAAACUGACAUAGAUCACCCUAAGGUAGAAUCAGUUGCUGCUUCAAGCACUGAAGUUAAGUCUACCCAAGAACAAGACCAACUUGCACACGAGUAUGAUCAGUCUACUCCUAAGUUGAAAAACUCGGAUGUUUUGUCAGACUUAGAAUCUAAACUUAACCACUUGCAAGAGAAUGAGAAAGAAGAGCUUGUGUCUCUUAUACAAGAAUUUUCACAUUUAUUCCCGGAUGUUCCUAAAAAGACCAAUCUUGUAUAUCAUGAUAUAGAUGUUGGGGAUGCAUCUCCCAUUAAACAACAUCCUUACAGAAUGAACCCUGUAAAACAAGAAUACUGUCAUGCAGAACUGGCAUAUAUGUUGGAACAUGACAUCAUUGAGUACAGUAACAGCCCUUGGAGCUCCCCUUGUCUCCUUGUUCCCAAGCCAGAUGGGUCGUUCAGAUUCUGUACUGACUUCCGCAAGGUCAACACAAUUACCAAAACUGACUCUUACCCAAUUCCCAGAAUUGAAGACUGCAUCGAUAAAAUUGGUCAUGCCAAAUACGUAAGUAAAUUCGAUCUUUUGAAAGGGUAUUGGCAGGUCCCAUUGACCGAGAGAGCGAAAGAGAUUUCAGCCUUCGUUACCCCAAAAGGUUUCUACCAAUAUAAGGUGAUGCCUUUUGGGUUAAAAAAUGCCCCUGCAACCUUUCAAAGGAUGAUCAAUCAUUUACUUAGUGAUGUAGAUGCAAGUGAGGCAUACAUUGAUGAUGUGAUAGUGUAUAGUAACACUUUUCAGAAGCAUUUGUCACACAUCAGGGCAUUAUUUGUUAAACUUUCAGAGGCAAAUUUGACUGUAAGCCUAACAAAAACAGAAUUUUGCCAUGCUGUUGUUGAAUAUUUAGGCCAUAUUGUUGGUAACGGCCAUGUUAGACCAGUGUUUGCAAAGGUUGAGGCAAUUGUAAAUUUUCCAGCACCUCGGUGUAAGAAAGAACUGAUGAGAUUCUUGGGAAUGGCGGGGUACUAUCGAAAAUUUUGCCCUAACUUUUCGACCAUUGCUAACCCAUUGACCUGUCUCUUGAAAAAGAAUAGCAAAUUUAUUUGGGAUGAAUCAUGCCAACAGGCCUUCCAACAAAUCAAAACAAUUCUCAUGGUCUCUCCAGUUCUUUCAUCACCAGAUUUUCAUAAAGAAUUUUUGUUGCAAAUUGAUGCUAGUGAUGUGGGUUGUGGGGCAGUUUUGUUACAAGAAGAUGAAAA
Saccostrea cuccullata (small rock oyster) is the source of this 4289-nucleotide messenger RNA. RefSeq lists its product as uncharacterized. Gene Ontology annotation, biological process: DNA integration. The transcript has 2 exons. The record is from RefSeq and is a predicted model, not a curated record. Gene Ontology annotation, molecular function: nucleic acid binding. NCBI's taxonomy places the organism in Eukaryota, Metazoa, Mollusca, Bivalvia, Ostreida, Ostreidae. The annotation marks the transcript as partial.